AUGGAGUGCACAUGGGACGAGUCCCUUCUGAGGCUCGGCGACCAGCUGCCUGAGGAAUUGCUGGACAUUAUCCGGACCUCUCGCAACGAUCAGCAAUAUCUUGAAAUCCUCACAAAAACAGCGCUCGACGCGAGACAUACCUACAUUCUGCUCGCACACUGCGAUAACCUCUUCGCCCACAUUUGCGCAUCCCUCCGAUCACAUGCGUCUGUCGCGACUUCACUCGCCACCUUGGGCCGGAUUGUCCCACAUGCCCCAUUUCUGGCCCCGUUUGCGACCCAACUGCUGGAACGGGAAGAGCACUUGGUCGAUUUCUCAAACAUCCAGGACCAUGAUUUACUACUGUAUCUUCUUGGCCUCUUCCGGUUGUUGAAAUUCAAUCACCGAAUUUUCAAGAAGCAUGUUCCGGCGGAUCAGCUUACUGCUUUGAUUGGAAGUUGUAGCCCUCCGGCGACAUAUCUCAUUCUUCGAAUCCUGCAAAUACACCUGAGCGCCGCAGACCACUGGUUUGAGAGUGCAGUAAGGAAGCAUCUUGGGCCUGAUUCGGUCGAUGCGGGAAUCGAUGGGGUCUGGGAUGAAAAGGUUGUGGACUAUCGAUUUCUGACUCUGUGGGAGGAAGAUCGAUUUGAGGCGAUGGAGAAGCUGAGAAGAGAUGCGCAAACGUCCUCGCAUGCGACUUCCACUUACCGGACAAUCUCAAACGAGUCCAUCCACCCGUCGACCUCGCUCGUGGGCGGUGUGCUGUUACCUCGCACCGGAACGCACACGGUCGCCAACAACGCAUGCAAGGAUCUCGUUUGUACUGCAACCGUGGGCAGCAACCUGUCAUCUGUCGCCCAAGCCCUCAAGUCGUCAAAUUCCCUGCUGUUGUCUGGGCUUCCUGGAUCCGGCAAGACACUCCUCAUACGACAUGUUGCCAAAGCACUGGGCAAGCUCGACAAGAUGGUCACCUUGCAUUUGAACGAGCAGAGUGACGCGAAGCUGUUGCUCGGACUUUACACAACUGGCGAUACGCCUGGAUCGUUUGUUUGGAGACCUGGUGUUUUGACGACGGCCGUGCAAGAAGGCCGAUGGGUCCUCAUCGAAGACCUGGACCGGGCUCCUAAUGAAGUCCUUGGCACUCUUCUGCCUCUGAUUGAGAGAAGAGAACUUCAGUUGUCGAAUCGCAAAGAUGUCGUCUACGCCGCUGAAGGCUUCAGGAUUCUUGCCACAGUCCGGAGCUCUGUCAACCAUCGGGGUGAGGAGUCGAAGCCUCUCACACACAUGCUAGGCUUUAGACACUGGCAUACAAUUCCAAUAGCACUGCCGCCUACAGCUGAGCACGGAAGAAUCGCGGCUCACCUGUAUCCAAGCCUUGAAAAGCUUCUCCCGCAAUUCAUGGCAGUCUAUGAGCGACUCAUAACAUUCCGACAGCAGGCCACGUUGGCAGGUCAGAGCAAAACAGGCGUUGCUCGUCCGAUCAGCCCGCGAGACCUUUUGAAGUGGUGCCACCGGGUCGCGGCUUUGCUCAAAAGUCGUACAUCUUUUACCAGCAGCGAGAUCGACUCGAUCUAUUUGGAAGCUAUCGACUGUUUCGCAGGAGCUUUGCCUGAUGACUCGACUCGUGAUGACUUAUCCGCUGUGAUUGCAGAAGAGCUUCACAUCGAUCCUCAAAGAAGACAAUACCUUCUCACAACCCGCGAAGUCCAAUACCAGGCUGACAAGUCCAAGAUUGUCAUCGGAAGAUACAGUCUUACGAAGUCUCGACAGUUUAAAGCGCAAGAAGGGUCUUUCUCCACGAAUCCCCACACCACACGAAUGCUCGAGCGAGUGACGGCUGCAGUAUUGAACCGUGAACCACUGUUGCUCGUCGGCGAGACAGGUGUUGGCAAGACUACAGCAGUGCAGCAUCUUGCAAAUCAUGUUGGCAAGAAGCUCGUACCAUUCAACUUGUCACAGCAAAGCGAAGCUGGCGAUCUUUUGGGUGGCUUUAAGCCGGUCAAUGCCAGAACAUUAAUGGUUCCCAUGAAAGAUGAGUUUGACGAUCUUUUUGCACAAAGCUUCAGUGCGACCAAGAACCAGCAAUUCCUUCAACUCCUCGGCAAGCAGAUGGCAAAGGGCAAUUGGAAAGCCCUGUGUAAGCUCUGGCACCAGGCGCUUACAAUGGUCGAACAGCAACGAGCUCCUUCGCCUGCACGAGAAGAAGCACCAAGCAAGAAGCGAAAAGUCGAUUCGAAGCACGUCAUCGACUUUGCUCGCUGGGAUGAGUUCGCGGCUCAGGUUCAUAUCGUCGAGGGCAAGCUGGCGGGAGGAAACGAGAUCGCUUUCACGUUCAUCGAAGGCAACAUCGUCAAGGCCGUGAGGAACGGAGACUGGGUGCUCUUGGAUGAGAUCAACUUGGCCUCUUCGGACACGCUGGAAGCAAUCGCCGACCUCCUCGACGCAGCGCCUUCUCUUCUCCUCACGGAAGCCGGCAAUAUCGAGCGCAUCAAUGCUCAUCCCGACUUCCGGGUUUUUGCGGCCAUGAACCCAGCGACAGAUGUUGGAAAGAAAGACCUCCCUCCUGGCAUUCGAUCACGUUUCACGGAGCUGUAUGUCGACAGUCCAGACAAGGAUCUCAAGAGUCUGCAGAGCAUUGUCCGCGCGUAUUUGCGCCAGGAGUCUUCAGCGGAUCCUGGCGUGGCGUUGGACGUCAGCCAGUUGUAUCAAGACAUUCUCGCGCGUGCAGCCGAUAACAAGCUCGUUGAUGGUGCUGGACAGAGACCGCACUUCUCCCUGCGCACGUUGACGAGAACGCUCAGCUUUGCAAAGAACAUACAGCAAAGUUGCAGUCUUCGUCGGGCUCUGUACGAAGGGUUUCAGAUGAGCUUCCUGACGUUCCUCGACAGCGAGUCCAUACAGCUCGUCCAGCCGCUGAUCCUCAAGCAUCUCUUCAAGAAGACCAAUGUACGAGCUGAACUGCAGAAAGCUCUUCGGAAACCCGACGAUGGCAAUUUUUACGUUCAAGGCCACCCUGGCAGCAAGCACUGGAUACGACGAGGCGCCGCGGAGCUUCAAGACCAACCUGAAUACAUCAUCACGCCCUUUGUUCAGGGCAAUUUGGAAAAUCUCGUCCGAGCGGCUAGCACAAGACAAUUUCCAGUGUUGAUUCAAGGUCCCACCUCAAGCGGCAAGACCAGCAUGAUCGAGUAUCUCGCCAAGCGCACUGGGCAUACUUUCACAAGAAUCAACAACCACGAGCACACCGACCUGCAGGAGUAUCUUGGCACCUACGUUUCGGGCACUGACGGCCGCCUGCAGUUUCAGGAGGGCGUUCUGGUCAAGGCUUUGCGCGAAGGACACUGGAUUGUGCUUGAUGAACUGAACCUUGCACCUACUGAUGUUCUCGAAGCGCUGAACAGAUUGCUUGAUGACAAUCGGGAACUUCUCGUACCAGAGACUCAAGAAGUCAUCCGGCCUCAUUCCGACUUCAUGCUCUUCGCAACGCAAAAUCCCGCUGGCCUCUACGGCGGACGCAAGAUCCUUUCUCGGGCCUUCCGCAACCGCUUUCUGGAGCUUCACUUCGACGACAUUCCAGUCGAUGAACUGCAAGAGAUUCUCCAUCGUCGCACUCAACUCCCUGAGUCUCGAAGCAGACGUAUCGUGGCGGUGUAUAAAGAACUGUCAGUGUUACGACAAGAGAACCGUCUCUUCGAGCAGAAGAGCUUCGCGACCCUCAGAGAUCUAUUCCGUUGGGCUCUGAGACCGAAUGAUACAAUCGAUCAGCUCGCUGCGAAUGGGUACAUGCUCCUGUGCGAGCGUGUCCGCAAGCCAGAGGAGAGGGUUGCACUCAAAGCAGUGAUUGAGAAGGUGAUGAGUGAGAAAGGACCUCGCGUUCGCAUCGAUGAGGAGGCGCUAUACGCUGAAACGUGUCCCGAGAUUUCGCUUCACAAGCAGAAUGCAAGUGCCGAUGGAGUCGUGUGGACCAAAGCCAUGCGCCGGCUUUACGUGCUUGUAUCGCGAGCGAUUGACAAUAAUGAGCCCGUUCUGCUUGUUGGUGAGACUGGAUGCGGCAAAACCACGGUCUGUCAAAUGCUCGCCAGAGCGCUGGCCAAGGAGCUGCACACUGUCAACGCGCAUCAAAACACCGAGACUGGCGAUUUGAUCGGUUCGCAGCGCCCCGUGAGGAAUCAGGCUGCCAUCGAAGCGGCACUACGAGAGCAGCUGAUUGCUUUAGAAGCACUGCGGUCUGUGCAGCAGAGGGAGGGCUCAACAGACGCCCUUCUUGCGGCAUAUGAUCAAGAGCUUGCCGCACUGAGCAAAGAACAGAAAGCAUACUACAGCCGCAGCGCAUCCCACCAGGCUAUUCAGACUUCCCGCACUCGCUUCAAGGCGCUCUUCGAAUGGGCAGACGGGAGUCUCGUUCACGCUAUGCGCGAUGGAUCAUUUUUCCUGCUCGACGAGAUCUCUCUUGCGGAUGACUCGGUCCUUGAGCGAAUCAACUCCGUCCUUGAAUCCCAGCGAAGCAUUUUGCUUGCCGAGAAAGGCAGUCUGGACUCCUCGAUUAGUGCCGCCGCGGGCUUUCAAUUCUUCGCCACCAUGAACCCUGGGGGUGACUACGGCAAACGCGAACUCUCUCCCGCUCUUCGCAAUCGCUUCACCGAAGUCUGGGUGCCAGCGCUCUCGGACAUGGACGAUAUCUUGCAGAUCGUUCGUGUAAAGCUAGUCCCAGCCGCGCACGACUUCGCCGAUGCGAUGGUUGAAUUCGCAAGCUGGUUCAAGUCUCGAUUUGACACUUCCGCAAGUGCCUCGGUCUCAAUUCGAGACACCCUCGCUUGGGUCGAGUUCAUCAACGCUUUUCAGCAAAACCUAGCAGCUGCCGUUGUUCACGGUGCCGCGAUGGUCUACAUCGAUACUCUUGGAGCGAAUCCCGCCGGACUGAUGUCAGUUAUCUCAAACGACAUCGAGCAAGAACGACAGGCGUGCUUAGAGCAGCUCGGGAAACACUUGGGUGUCGAUGCACAUGCUGUAUAUGGCGAGACGUUCGAUGUUCAACUCGACGCGGCUAGAUUUGGCAUCGGUCCGUUCGGGGUCAACAGACUCCAAAACGCUGCGCCAAGGGAUCUCGCUUUUACAUUCGAGCCACCAACGACGAGAUCGAACGCCAUGCGAGUAAUGCGCGCACUGCAGCUCGUGAAGCCAGUCAUGCUGGAAGGCAGUCCAGGCGUGGGUAAGACUGCAAUAGUCACAGCGAUUGCCGGCGCCGUGGGCAUGCCGCUUACCAGGAUCAACCUUUCGGACCAGACCGAUCUUCUUGACCUCUUUGGCUCUGACGCUCCCGUCGAAGGCGCCCAGACUGGUACAUUUGUCUGGCGAGAUGCACCCUUUCUCCGUGCGAUGAAGAAGGGCGAGUGGGUCCUCCUCGAUGAGAUGAAUCUUGCUUCUCAGUCUGUCCUGGAAGGUCUGAACGCCUGCUUGGAUCACAGAGGAGAGGUUUUUGUCCCUGAAUUGGGGCAGAGCUUCACGAGACAUCCCGACUUCCGUCUAUUUGCAGCGCAGAACCCGCAUCAUCAAGGUGGCGGGCGCAAGGGUCUUCCGGCUUCAUUUGUCAAUCGAUUUACCGUCGUCUAUGCAGACUCUUUCAAGGCGGAAGAUCUCAUGCUCAUCUGCCAGCGCAUGUUCCCAAAUCUUGAGCGCGCUUACAUCGAACAGGCUGUGGCGUUUGUCAGCAAGCUGAACGACGAUGUUGCCAAUCGUCGCAAAUUCGGGUCGAGCGGCGGUCCAUGGGAGUUCAAUUUGAGAGAUACUGCAAGAUGGCUGGGUCUCGCUGCCUCGGGUGAAGGACUGCUCAAGGCGGGAACACCGCAAGACUUUGUCGACAUCCUGUUCACGCAGCGAUUCCGCACUUCGUUUGACAGAAGCUGCGUACAAGACUUGUUCGCAACAGUGUUCAGCGAUGCACAGCCAAUGUCCGAUAUGUUCUGCAACUUGUCGUCGAGGACACUGCAGGUCGGAAUCGGCAUCCUUCCACGAGACUCACUGGUUGCUAGGCCUCAAGCUAGUGGCAUGAUACAAGCACCCAGUCAUCUCCGUGCACUGCAAUCGAUCAUGCUCUGCGUGCAUCAGGCAUGGCCGGUCGUGCUUGCCGGACCUCCUGGUGUGGGGAAGACUUCUAUUAUCGAGAGGUUAGCUGCUUCGGUGGGAGCGAAUGUCGUCACGCUAGCGAUGAGCGCUGAGACCGACGCAUUGGAUCUGAUUGGAGGUUACGAGCAAUACGAUCCGCACCGCCAGUCGGCUCAGGCUCUCAGUGAGCUGCGGAUGAAGUUCGACCAGUUCUGCAAGAUGUGUCUUGUAGAGAGCUCUGCCUCCCAGACAUCGGAGCUUCUACGGCUGGUUCGAGGGCUUUUUCUUGAUCCUACUGACAUCACUAACAUCGUAGGUCUCGCACAAAUACUUCCACCACCAGCACAAUCCGAGAUCCUGCCUCUUGUAACGGCAAUACGCGCGACGGCCAAGACGAUCGAUAAAGCCCGCUUCGAAUGGAUCGACGGCCCACUCAUCGAAGCUCUGCAGCAAGGCAAAUGGCUGAUCUUGGACAACGCCAACCUGUGCAGCCCUUCUGUGCUCGACCGCUUGAACUCUCUCCUGGAACCCAACGGCACUCUCGUCUUGAACGAGCAUAGCGGCCCGGAUGGUACAGCUCGUAUCAUCCGUCCACAUCCUAACUUUCGGAUCCUCUUGACUGUAGACCCUCGCCUCGGUGAGCUCUCGAGAGCCAUGCGCAAUCGCGCAGUCGAACUUCACCUGUCGCCAAACGACAUGAACGUCACGUCAACUGAUGGCUUACACACGGAGUCUGCCAUCGCUCGGUUCAAAGCUCUCAGCGCUGCCGAUGGCGAGCUUGCUUCGACCGUUGCCAGUGAUCAUCUAGCCAUCUCGGACCGCAUCUUAGUCCCCAGGCUACAGCGACAGAUUCAAAAUGGCUUGUUCGCUGCAAGCUCGCUGCAUCCAGACGCUAUCACGUCAGUCGUAAAGCUCGACAUCAGUCCAGCCAUGGCCUUCUACGAAGAUUCCGCAAGCGCCAUGCAGACCACUGCUGACUACGCUUGUGUCCAGGUCAGUCGCCCAGCCAAAUCUUCUGUGGCAUCUACAGGCGCAACCAGAGCCCUCUCACUGGCAGCGCGGUAUGACGCAGCAGUCUCACUGCAGAAGUUGAUAAAGGCUGUAUCCGAUGUCAGCGCGGACCGCAAAUUGAUGGAAAGCCUAGCACGAUUCAUCAGAGCUGCGAGGAAAGAUUCGGGAAGCUCGAGCAAGAGCUCAAUGGCCCAGAUCCUGAAGAGCAUGCUUUUGCCUAUAAUGGACUGGACCCAGGCCCAAUUGACGACUACCGAAGGCGAAUUGCUGUACAUGCGCAAAGCAAUGAACAACCUCCUCUCAAUCUGCUGGUUCGUCGUGCAAAAUCUUGGGACCGACGCAAUGGACCGAGCGCUCCUGGCCACCUCUGUGAUGGUUGCGCGGACAAUCUGCUCGAAGAGCAUAGUCGAAAGCACGACCCUGGCUCCCACGCUGGACCAAUUCCAGGAAGCGCUCUCGGAGCUGAAGUUCACCUCAAAUGGAGAAUCUGGCCAGGCUUGUGUUGCCUUGUGGAAGACAUUCAAGCCACAAAUGCCCACGAACAUGGAUCAGCUGUCUUCAUUACUGAAGUUUGAACAGGUCGUCGAGCAUUUCGAUCAGACUGUCAGGUUUGGAAUGCCUGUCAAAGAGAUCGUCGCAUUGAGGCUGGCAUUCCAGCGUGCACUUGACAUUGGUACGGUCUCAGGAGCAGACCUGGAUGCUCUUGCUGAGAAAGCAAUGGCGUCUAUACCACAGCAGAAAAUGGAGGUCGACGGUGAGUCGAGUGAAGAUGCUGUUACGCUUGCGCCACACUUUGCCGCCGCAUUUGGAUACCUUUGCCAGCAUUUCGCGCUGUUGACUUUAAGCAAACCACGACUGACGCCGGCUGAGAGCACUGCUUUGGAGGUCUUGGCUCUGAGAAAGACCAUGGAUGGCAUGAAUCGCACUCACGGACAAGCUCAUUCAUCACCGCAACGACUGUUGAGUGUCCUCGGACUGUGUGCGCAGUCAGAGGACGAGGCCGGCCACGACGACGGACAAAAUGGCGAUCAAAUCAUCUCUGUUGCACUAAGAAGGAUAUCCGAUGCCGACAUGGUUUCUCUCCAUGGCCUCAAUCUUCUCGAAAGCGAAACAAAAGCCCUUGGUCAGACGGUGGCCUCGAAAGCCGAGCUUGUUUCACAAGAUGGACUCCCCGCCCUCGACACUUGUCUUCGUCACCUCGUUCACAACGUUCUCGAAAGCAUAUCUGCUGCUACCGGCGCACUUUCCGACGAAUCUGCUCGACUGAUUGCUGCAUUAGACGGCCAGGAGCACACUUCCGAAUACAGUAAUUCUGCUUUGUUGCAGCUCUGGCGGGUGAUCCAGUAUCUCCUUACAGCAAAAUCGCCUAGUGCGACCAAUGCUCAGUCAUCAUCCGACGCAUGGUCCGCCUUCGCUGUCGCCUGCUUUGAGCUCUACAUCCCGGAUCAUGCCUUUGAUCCAGUACAAGAAGCACAGAUCCAGAUUGCGGUCUUCCAGCAGACCAAGGAUGAUGUCCAGUCUAGACUCGUCGCAUUGCGCGCCUUCAGACAAGCUUGGGUUGGCGAACAAGGCUCUCUGAGAGCUCGUCUGCUCGAACAAGAUCUCAGUGUGCUGGGCGAAGGUCCUCCCGCAGUGCAGAUAUGCAGACCGCCAACUUCAGAGCUUGCGCAACUCCACAGCGAAUUUCAAGCACUCAUGCGCAUCGUCAAGCCGCUACGUCAAAAGGCGAACAGUCAUCAGCUGAAUUCGGAUUGGGUCACUCAGCCGCUGAGCGAGAAGUCAGACAUUGAUACGCUGGACCAGAAUGCGUGGAGUAACCUGCGAGUCAUCCGGAUUCGUCUCACUGAGCAAUAUCGUGCUUACGGAGAUCUGACCGUGCCAGUGGUAGGGUUCAUCGAUGCUCUUUUCAUCGCCCGACGACUCGGUCUGCGAGGCGCAAAUCUGUAUGCUGCAAAGUCGACAGUUCGGAGAUCAGUGAGCUCGAUCACGCCAAUUGUCGAUGCUGGGCUGAACGAGUGGCUGUCUGACGACCACUUCAUCCGCGUUCAGCAAGCGUGCCGAUCGAAGGACGAGCAACUGUACUGGCUGUCAGUGAUCGCAGUGCGGUCAUGUUACAUCCCUGUUAAAGCAAUGUCAGCGGAUUUGCGAAACACCAUCGACGUCGCCUUCCGUGGAUUCUAUGAAGCCUGGAGAACAGAGUUGAGCCGUGAUCAGAGACUUGAUGCCGCGAAUUCGAGCCUUUACAGGUAUCGCGGUGGAGACGAUGAUGAAGAAGAGACUUCCGCCGAAGAAUUGAAUGAGCUCUUUCCGGGGUAUGAGAACGGCGUCGAUGCUGCAGCUCGGUCGACGAAGAGCAAAAUUGGAAGUGGUGCGCAAGCUCUCGCGGCAAACAUGGCGAGGCUUUACCAUUCCGUCCAUUCUCCACUCGAAGCAAAUCAUGAGCAUCUCAUCGAACUCAUCCAGCAGAUUGGUCGACUCUCCGUCGUCGCACCUCAGAUGACCAUGCCUGGCUUGCUGUGUUCUCUGCACCAGCUGAUCACAAAGCUGUCCUCGGCCACUCCGACCUCGCGAAGCCGCUUUGCCAACAUCUAUCUGGAACCAAAUCUCGGGCAAUGCAAGGCGCUCGUCGCCUUAAUCAGUAAGAUCCAAGCACGUUUCGAGUUCAUUCACAGCGCGUGGCCAGAACAUGCUUCGCCCAUCGAAGUUCAGCGCGCGUGCAACACAGUCUUGGAACUCAGCCACUCGGAACCCUUGGCCUGCUUUCUGCCGCCAGUCGAGAAACUCCAUGCCGCUAUUGCUGAGUGGCAAAAGGUAGCCAGCUCCGAGUACUCUGCCAGCGCUUUGCUCGAAGACAUCACUAGCAUGGUGAUCAGCUGGCGACAACUGGAGCUCUCGACCUGGGCCGGUCUGUUCGAGCACGAAGACCGCGAAUGUCAGAAGAGUGCCGCGUCUUGGUGGUAUAUCGCCUACGAGACGAUCAUUCGUGCUUCAGACGAGAUCAGCCGAUCAACAGAGUCCCUCGCCAUGUUCGCGCAGGAUCUGAUUGAGACCUUGGGCACUUUCCUCGCCAAUUGCGGUAUGGGCGAGUACAGUAUCCGCUUGAGCAUGCUCAGGGACUUCGAAGCAGAUCUCGCUACCCGGUCUACUGACCACCCGAUGCUAGUGAUUGUCCGUGAAGCGCUCGCAAGCUUAGUGGCAUUCUACUCUCACUUCGAAGGCACGGUCAAAGAACAUCUCGCCAAGAGACGCGCGGAGCUGGAGAAAGAGGUGAAGAAUGUCAUACAGCUAGCAAGCUGGAAGGAUCGCAACAUCGAAAAGCUGCGAGACAGUGCCAAGUCCUCGCACAAGAAGCUCUUCAAGAGCGUUCGCAAAUACCGCCGGCUUUUGAGCGAGCCAGUGAAGCCUCUGCUGAUGAGUGAUCUUCCACGAUCUGCAGCUGGGGAUAUGGCACUGUCGAUGUACCCGCAACACCUUCAGAGGUCCGCCGAAGAUGUGGACUCGCCACAAUCUGUCACACUGCAAUCCUGGCUGGAACGCCCUGACUUCAUCAUCGAUCUCUCUAGCACCAUCCAUGAGCUUGAGCGACAUUCGCAAGCGAACAAGCUGCCUGAUGCUGCUCGGAAGAUCGCCAAAUUUUUGAGCGAACUCGACGAUGAGAGCAAUGAGCUUCGGAAAGCGACGCCCAGCGUUGCCACAGAAGAGAACAAAAAGACGGUGCAACAUCUCAAGACUCGCAAGAGACGACUCUUGGCAGAUGUGCUGCGCGAUGUGCGCUUGAUGGGCUUCCAGACCAACAUCAGCGAUGAUGUGCUGGCUCAACAGAGUUCGCUGCACGUCGUUCUUGCCAAAGUCCCGCCGCUCACUUUGUACGGAGGGCAAAUCAUGGCCAUUACCGCUGCCGAUCAAGACUUCCACCGCUUGCUUCAUAUCAUGCCAUCCGUGCGCGAAAGCACGGUCAAGCACUCCGAAGACCUUACACCGGCCGAGGUCGCGCGAGGAAGGACUCUUCUGGAGAGCAUGUUGCAAUUCUUGGUCUCCCAGCACACUGCACUUGGAGAGCAUAUCGGAGACUGCACGAAGCUUCAGACAGUCCUAAGCCAACUCACAGCGGUUGCAAGAAGUCAAGAACCUUCCGCUCGAGAUCAUACCGCGGGCACCGUCAAUCAUCUCAGAGCAAAGAUCUCGAGCCUCCGCUCCGUGCUUGAUGCAUGCAUCCAGUGCGUUCAAAUUCAGAGCGAGCUUUCCGGACCGCUGUACGACGCAAGUAGAAGUGCCUUACAAACUCCGAGCAACGAACUAGCCUUUGUCGAUGUUGCGCUGCAAUCGCAAGGGACAUUGCCAGCUGGCGUCGACAAUGCUGCUAUUCGUGCCGUCGAAGAGUCCUGCGCUCUUGCCGUUCAGCAAAUCUCCCACGUUGUGGCCGAGCAAACAGGACUCCACCCCGAGCUUGGUCCAGUUCUUGGACAGCUUUCGCGGUGGGUACAAUCUGAUGAUCAGAAGGCAGACAAUGCGACAAGCCGCUCCAUCACGACAUCUGAUCGUAUUGUCAAAGACUUGCUGGCCAUUUUGCACCAGGUGAAAUCCAUUGCAGUCACCGUUGAACCGAUCUCAACAAACGGGACCGCAAAGAAAGCGUGGCUGCUGGAGCAGCAGAGCUUGAUCCACCGCGCCAUGCAAGCGCUUCAAGUUGGUCCUAUUGCAAUGCAGCUGGCGUCGCUGUUCGGCACCAUGCAGCACAUUUCCGACAGCGAGAUGCCACAGAUUUCACUUGUCUGCAGCGAGAUAUUUGCACUCUUCCAGGCGUACGCCAGGAAUGUAGAACAGACGCUGGAAAAGCUUUGCAAGCUUCACGCAGCGUCUGCACAAAUGGCUCAUAGAUUGGCUACCUCAUUCAUUCAGCUCGCACAGCACGGGUUUUGUACUCCAUCGGAAAAGGAGCCAGGCGACGAUAAACAUUCCGGGCAAGUCGAGAGUGGCACUGGUCUUGGAGACGGAGAAGGAGGUGAGGAUAUCAGCAAAGACGUCGGGGCAGAUGAGGAUCUCUCCGAACUCGCCCAAGACGCCAAGUCCAAGGACAACGACGAUGAUGACGAGAUGGAGAACGAGAAAGAUGCCGUCGACAUGGCGGACGAAGAUCUCGAAGGUGACUUCGACGAGGACGCUGGGUCCGAAGGCGAAGAGGAUGAGGAAAAAGACAUGGACGAUGCAGACAUCGACGAAGAAGCUGGAAGCGUUGAUGAGAAAGAUGGCGCUGUUGAUGAGAAGACUUGGGACGAUGGCAAGGCCGAGGAUGCCGACAAGGAGGCCGACAAGGGCAAAGGUACGCGCACGGAAGACGUCGCCGCCGCAGAGAAUGCAGAAGCUGGCGAAGAGGAAGGCAAGCAGGGGCAGGAAGGCGAGGACGGCGAGCAAGAUGAAGAGACGGGCGCAGACGACGAAGCAGAGGCCGAACACAUGCAACCAGAACAAGCCGAUCCUCAUAUGGAGCAGGAACAGAACCUGGACCUGCCGGAAGACAUCAACAUGGACGGCGACAAGGAUGACGACAUUUCCGAUGCCGGCUCCGAGUUUGCGGAUGAGUUGAGCGAUGUGGACUUCAAAGUCUCCAAGCUGGAAGAGUCUCCUCAGCCACCACAAGACGAGCCUAAGGAUUCAGAAGCAGAAGGGACCACCUCCAACGACAAAGGUGGAGAUUCGGCACCAAAGCAAGAAAAGGCAAUCGUCGGACAGCCGAAGGACUUGGACAUGGACCUGGACAUGGCUGAAACGGCUGAAGAUCACGAAGAAGGCGAUCUGGAGGAAGUUGACGAGCAGCUCACGAACACGCAUCUCUCACAGGACGGCCAAGGCCUCAUGACAAUCGAAGAAGCGCGUCAGGCGUGGUCCGAGCACGAGAGCAGAACCCGCAAUAUGGCGAUCGUUCUCACCGAGCACCUUCGUUUGAUCCUUCAGCCAACACAAGCCACGAAGAUGCGAGGAGACUUCCGCACCGGAAAGCGGCUCAAUAUCAAGAAGAUCAUCCCGUACAUCGCUUCGUCCUACAAGCGAGACAAGAUCUGGAUGCGCCGUUCGAUCCCGAGCAAACGCUCCUAUCAAAUCAUGCUGGCCAUCGACAAUUCCGAGUCCAUGAACGAGAAUGAGCGCAAGGGACUCGCAUUCGACACCCUCGCUCUCGUAGCGAAGAGUAUGUCGAUGCUUGAGGUCGGGGAGCUGUGCAUUGUCGGGUUUGGCGAGACAAUCAAUAUCAACCACGAAUUCGACAUGCCCUUUACUUCCGAUGCCGGCGCAGAAGUCUUCCGGCAGUUCAGCUUCUCGCAGUCAAAGACCGAUGUCAAGAAACUCCUCGAGAAGUCAAUUGAGCUCUUCCGCACUGCCCGGCUGAAAGCCACUGGCGCAACGAGCAACCUCUGGCAGCUGCAACUCAUCAUUUCUGAUGGAUUGUGUGAAGAUCAUCCCUCAGUCCGACAACUUGUCCGUCAAGCGCACGAAGAGCAGAUCAUGGUCGUCUUCAUCGUCGUGGACUCUGCAGCCGAAGAGUCUAGUGUGGGUCCACAGAAGAGCAUCAUCGAUUUGCCUGUGGCACAGUUCGCGAAAGAUGCCAAUGGAGACAUGCAGGUGAAAAUGGGCAAGUACCUGGACACAUUCCCGUUCAGGUACUACCUCAUCGUUCGGGAUGUACUGGAGCUUCCGAGUGUGUUGGCGGGCGCUUUGAGGCAAUGGUUCGCAGAGGUUGUGGAGGCUGGUGGCUGA
Molecule: messenger RNA, 13842 nt
Organism: Zymoseptoria tritici IPO323
Lineage: Eukaryota; Fungi; Ascomycota; Dothideomycetes; Mycosphaerellales; Mycosphaerellaceae
Exons: 3
Coding region: 1-13842 (4613 amino acids)
Biological process (GO): rRNA processing; ribosomal large subunit assembly
Cellular component (GO): nucleus; preribosome, large subunit precursor
Molecular function (GO): ATP binding; ATP hydrolysis activity
Source: RefSeq, a predicted model, not a curated record